AUGAAACAUCAAGUAAUAUUUAUAGCAGCAUUAAUUUUCCUAUUAAGCUUUGUUGCCACCAAGGCUGAUUUACUGCACUGCGAUGAGGAUGAUGAUAAACUAUCAAGCGGUGUUGCAGAUGCAUCAAUAAUUGGUCACAAAAUCGAAAGUGAGGAGAUUGCCGCGGGAAACAAAGUAAAAGAUGUCCUCAAAGAAUGGAGUUGUAAACUCAAGAAGAGUACAGCAAAUCUGGGGGCCAAUGUCAAAGAGAAAACCAAACAAUGGUCGGAAAAUAUACGCGAAGGCCUAAAGAAACUCAAAGAAAAAUCUAAAGAUUUGGGAAAGAAAAUCCAAACUAAAUAUAAUGAUUUCAAGGAUAAUUUGAAACAGGAUUCAGCUGAGUAUCUUGAACGUGGAACGGAGAAGAAAUUGUUGUUUAAACCUGAGGAAGUCAUUGAUACUGACGUGGUGAUAAUCGAUACUCAAAAAUGUGGUAAUGGCUAUAUUUUAGAUGCCUUGGGUAAUUGUAAGAAAUUUCGCGAAUUUACCGAGAUCAUUAAUUAA
This is a messenger RNA of Musca vetustissima, 543 nucleotides long. RefSeq lists its product as uncharacterized. The transcript has a single exon. The record is from RefSeq and is a predicted model, not a curated record. NCBI's taxonomy places the organism in Eukaryota, Metazoa, Arthropoda, Insecta, Diptera, Muscidae. Bases 1 to 543 code for a protein of 180 amino acids.